AUGCCCCGCAUCCUCCCUCGUCUCUUGAAAAAGAUAGAAAGCCAGGCGCACAAACAAAAGUUCUUCAAGUUCAGCCUUCCACGAAAGCGCAUCCGAAAGUCUCUCUACAAACCUCCCCUGCAAGCGCCCUCUUUUCAGCCCUCCCAUCAUGCGCGGUCUAUUUUGCUGACGCCUCUGAAUCCUAUCACGAAUGCCAAAGACUACGUCAAACACAAGAGGAUACCGCCCAGUUUAAACAAGCCAGGCAAAGUAGAUCCAAACGAUGUUGACCCUGCCCGCCAAAUGUCCAAAGACGAGAUGCGGUGGUGGGCCAAUCCGUAUCACAUGCUCAUUCGUCUGACCGGGAUGCGCAUACCAUCGUCUAAUCCCCACCGAGACAAAAGAAACCAGGCCAAGCUAGUUCCCGACGGGAUUCUACAUCCAAAGUAUACAAAUCGCAAGGUUUCUGGUGGAAUGUACACCCUAUGCUGGCGGCAGGCGAUUAGACAGCUUGAAAGAGGUGCCUACAAACGCAUAUCCGCAGAGCUUUCUUUAUACUCUUCUCUCGAGCAUCAGAUUGCCCACCUUCUGCGGCUACGCAUCUUACAAGAGUUUGAACUCUUGGCAGAGUGCCUGGAAUUCUCUGUUAAACGUCACAAAAACUUGGGAGCUACCCCGAUUCUUCGUAGGCUAACAUACGACGAGUGGGGCUUGAUGCGGUCAACGGGGUCAUUGCCUUGCCAAAAUGCUCUUGCCAUUCUGAUUUGUCCUCCUCUUAAUCGAAACUGGCGCACUGGGGAAAGACCCAAGGGCUCUUUUUCUGCCUUGCCUCCGGCAGAUGAACACGCUUUAACAAACCUGCCACCAACAUCCACAUUGAUUUCGGCUUCUGAAGAUGUGAGCCUCGAAGAAGUAUCCGACACAUUACCACAACUCCAAGUCCCCCUAUAUAACUGUAUAUCGGCCUUUCCCAGUGUAUCUCAACGAGCUGCAUUGCAUACAUUGCUUCUACGAAUCUUGACCACUGAGCGGUUUGUGAAAACCUUUAACAAGAACAAUAGGAAUUCACACCUCAUCAAACCAUCGCGAAAACACAGUCCCGCCUUUUUGCUCUGUGCCGAUGAGAAUACAAUUCAUAGAGGGGAUUCAGCAGCGGUGGCUUUGGCUUUAUGGAGACUGCGUAUGUACGACAGUGAGGGCUGGCAGAGUCCUCAACACAACACAACAUGA
Messenger RNA from Psilocybe cubensis, 1209 nucleotides. RefSeq lists its product as uncharacterized. The transcript is spliced from 2 exons. The record is from RefSeq and is a predicted model, not a curated record. NCBI's taxonomy places the organism in Eukaryota, Fungi, Basidiomycota, Agaricomycetes, Agaricales, Agrocybaceae. Bases 1 to 1209 code for a protein of 402 amino acids.